Molecule: messenger RNA, 437 nt
Organism: Acomys russatus (golden spiny mouse)
Lineage: Eukaryota; Metazoa; Chordata; Mammalia; Rodentia; Muridae
Gene: Smim48
Exons: 1
Coding region: 49-399 (116 amino acids)
Source: RefSeq, a predicted model, not a curated record
CAAAGACUUUCUCUCAGCAGCUUAUCCGCCUGCUCCUGCUCUGCGCCAAUGGCUAAAGGUGCCUUUCCACGCAAGCCCUGGGGUGCAGAGCAGAUGCAUUUCGACUCUGAUCCUGAGUCCGAGGACCUGUUCGAUAAGCCGCCCCCGGAGGAGGGCCACACUGCCCGGGUACCCAAGUCAGCUAGCAGGAAAUCUGGUCGGCGCGCGGGCGGUAGGGCUCCCCGCGCUGGGCUGUCCCGAAAGGCUGUCGUGCGCCCAGAGCCCAAGGAAGAGGAGCCUCCGAUGGACGAGGGCUGCUACCUUGACCACUUCCCGCACCUCUCCAUCUUCAUCUACGCGGCCAUCGCCUUCUCCAUCACCUCCUGCAUCUUCACCUAUAUCCAUUUGCAGCUUGCCUAAUUGGCUAGCCGACGGGGUGGGACAGGGCGGGCAGAGUC